AUGUGCAAGCUGAGGGGGCAGUGCCAUCUUCAGGCAUAUCGACAGUGGAUCAAGUCUUGGGGUCGGUUGUACAAAAUUCUGAACAAGACGUCAAUGAACCAACUCCAGCCGAAGGUCAAUCGACCGACUUUCAAGGCAGGAGGCACUCCCAGUUAUCUCGAACUCUCUGAUAGGCCAAGCACCUCGCCCAAAGAUACUGUAGACUCAUCGGAUCGUUUGGCAGCCGAUGCUGGUGACGGUUCCAUCUUCCGGGAAUCACCAAUUCAAUCCUCCACUUCAUCGACUGUGAAAGCCGUCAGGCAAUCCAGCACGACGUCACAGCCAUUGCCAGUUUCGAACGUAUCACUGAUCGCUCAGGAUCCGGAUGGUCAAGUCGCCACGGAUACGGUCGCUGAUGUCGAAUCGAUGGCGACGCAGCCACCGACUGGUGCUACAAGCAAGAAGCCUACUGAACGUCCAACCGUGUCUCGCGAAAAUUCCGGCAAAGCACUAGAGAGUUACGCUACCGUAAUUCAGGAGAGCAGUCUGUUUCUAGAAACAACGGUAGCGCUUCAACAAGUGCAAUCGUUGACUAUGUCGGAAGAAACGCACACCUCAGGAAUGUCGAGGAUCGCUCAGCUUCCUCCGCCAUCUACAGUGAGUUCCGAGCGGUAUUCCGUCAUUGGCAACGUUGCCGAAGACGAACCUCUUGUGCCACAACCAACCGGAGGUCGUCGACUGUUUUUGUUACGAAACGCGGAAAGAAUCGACCACCGGUUCCCUGGAUGGCUCGACCUAUCCGUUGGCAGAAACGGUGUUUACAUGCCAUAUGAUGUAAACCUGCCAACGAGCCUGCCAACCAGAUCAGGAGGAUACGAUUCGUUCAGAACCGACUGCUGUAUUACCGAAGUAGGUAAGGUUUCAGCUAUGAUGAUCGGUCGAUCGAUGCUUGCCAACAACCUGCGACCUGACGCGAUCAUCGUCUCACCGGCCCUGCGAUGCAUCCAGACGGGACAGAGCAUUCUGAAGAUGAUCCCUUCGGCUCUUACCAUGUUCAUUGAGCCAGGACUGUUCGAAUACCUUGGCUGGUAUGGCAAAUCAGUCCCGGUUUGGAUGACCCCGGCAGAACUACAAGCUAACAAAUAUCAUGUCCGCUACCACACACCCGUCAUGAACAGGCGUCAAGUUCGAAGGUCUGUUGGCGAGGGAAUUUCACAGUUCUACAAACGCUGCGAGUACGUCACUGAGAGACUUCUUGAAGACUUUGCUGAUUCGCAUAAUAUCCUUAUCAUCGCACAUAGCCUAACAAUGGACGCCAUUUGUGGAAUGCUCUCAGGACGCAAUCGAAAAGACCCUAGCCUCUACGACUUGGACCACAUGGGCCUGUACUAUCCGUAUUGUGCAUUUGUUGCAUUUGAAGAAUGGAGCGAUGGCACAUGGCAUGUGAUAUAUGACGCGAUUCCUCCGCUAAGCUGCUGCGGAUAUUCUAACCGCAUCAACUUGCGCUUCUUCAACAGGGACGAUCCAGCUACUGAGAGCACUAGUGAUUCAUAUCCGGUUUAA
This is a messenger RNA of Soboliphyme baturini, 1542 nucleotides long. The record is from the annotation of a GenBank genome assembly. Lineage: Eukaryota; Metazoa; Nematoda; Enoplea; Dioctophymatida; Soboliphymatidae.